This is a messenger RNA of Lactuca sativa (garden lettuce), 708 nucleotides long. RefSeq lists its product as uncharacterized. The record is from RefSeq and is a predicted model, not a curated record. Lineage: Eukaryota; Viridiplantae; Streptophyta; Magnoliopsida; Asterales; Asteraceae.
AUGGUGGCGGCUUCCGAAGAUCCAAUUGUAGUCGAUAGUCAGCCUUACGGAAGUUUUUGGGAAAAAGUCCGAGCCAUUUUCUACGAGUUAAUGGAAAAUGAAACUCGAAACGCCGAUCAAAUUACUUUGAAAUGGCGAGAUAUUCGACUAAAAUACACCGAGUUUGGAGGAAUCUACAACAACCUCCUAAACAUACGCAAAAGCGGUUCGAACGAUUUUGAUGUUUUCAAGGCGGCCAUGGAGCAAUUUGAAAAAACAACGCCAACAUGCAAAGUUUUUCUGUAUAUGAAACCGUGGCUAAAACUGAAAGACGCCCCAAAAUGGAAAGAGCAAACGGAAGGAACUUCGCAAUCUUCCGGUUCAAAGCGUUCGAGAAACCCCAAUGCAACUUCCCAACAAUCGAACGGCCGAACACACAUUGACAUCAAUGACGAUCCGCUAGAUCUUGAAAACGACCAACCUCUUCGCCGGCCCGUUGGAAGAAGUAAAACAAAAAAAAAAGCGGCGUCAACAUCUUCGAAUUCUAGUGUUAUGGAUAUGUUUGGCGAUAAAUUUGAUCAAUAUGUGCAACUUCAAGAAACGAAGGCCGAGGUGAUGACUCGGGUGGAAAUCUUGAAACUAAAAGCGGACGACCUCAAGGGCGAAGACUUUGAACUUUUCCAAGCGAUGAAAGAGUCGGUUCGAGCCCGACGUAGGCGUAUGGAGUAG